GCGCACUAUUGAGGGUCGCCCGCAAUGUCGCUCUUGAAGCGCGUGACGGAAGAAGAGAUAGGUCCAAAUGCUUCAACGGACCUCGCCGUCUGGCUCUUCUUCCAGAUUGCUGCGGGACACAUCGCCCUGCCCAUCCUCACCGCCACGCUUCUCUUCGCCAAGACGGUGAGGAAGAUUCCGGCUCUCAUAGUCCUCUGCGUGACAUGGAUAGUAUCUGGAGUUUGCUCUACCAUUCUUUUCUACGUGGGCGAGCAUAAAGGCCCCGAACCUGGCAGAGGACUCUGCAUCGCGCAAGCGGCCUUACUUGAAGCCGUUCCUCCUAUGACGUGCACGGCACUCGUUGUACUCGCUUACCAUGUCCUGCGGACGUACGAUGACCCCGAUAUGGGCGUCCAAUUGCACCCUCGUACUCGCAAGGAGAUUAUUGGGCUGGUCUCACUAUGCAGCUUGCCUUUCGUCAUGUUCGGGCUUUUUGUCGCCAUCGGUGUCAAUAUCGCACUUCAACAUCCGGACAAGGUUAAUCGUGCUCAGCGAUACUUCUACUGUUCGCUAGACUGGCCAGCACUUUCCGACGCCGUCUCCGUCAUCGCCACACUUCUCUGCUUGGUCGCCUUAGGAAUUGAGAUCUAUGUUGUUGCAGCUACCACGAAGUGGUGGAGGCUCCUUCGCCGAGGUGGGCAUCUCACCGGCGAGGGCCUGACAUUCACAAUCCGUGUCGUGUUUUUCACAUGCUUCCUCUUCGCGUCCACGUUGAUUAAUCUCGUGUCUAUCUGGGCCCCUAUCGGUGCCUUGCCGGAUCUGCUCGCUGCCUCAGUCGGCAUGGCCCUUUUCCUGAUAUUUGUGUCUCAACCGGAGAUCUUAAGGGCUUGGGCCUUCUGGCGCAGGCGCACGAGUGGAGGCGAUGAACAUGGGCUGCCUCACGACAGCCUCACGCUGCACCACCAUCGCUUUGACGCCGGUGAGGGCGGUCUGCCCUCUCUGUCCUCGACGUACACCCUGGAUGCGGGACACAGCAAUCCAAUGCUCCCUCCGAGGGAUCGCUACGACUCCAAGCAGAGUACUAGCACCGUCCAAAUUAUUAAGCGGCCGGAGGAGGCUUUCACGAAGAUCCCGGAACGUACACAGAGGCAGAAGAAGAGAGAUACGAUCUCAACGUGGGGAUUUUAAUUAGCAUGCUGGGUUUCAGUUGGAAGGGUACCGGGACAUACAUUUUCGAGGAUCAAGUUUCCCUUUUUUGCCGUUUAUCAGUGGGAUGUAUCAUAGGACAUAGUGUACAUUAUACACUUAUACAUCAGAUGUGUGUAAAAUGUGGAUAGGUAUGUUUGGAGCGAAGAUCACGUCACAGGUAGCCCUUGGUAAAUGCCGGCACGACUGUUUCCAAUUCCGUUAAGAAUCCGCGUAUGUCAUGCCCCUCUGGCUGUAUAGCGCAGCCUGUCAAGCUCGGCAAGCGCCUCGUUUUCCUGGCGCACCCAGUCCUGCCCGCUGUAGAUGAUCCAUGUGACGAGUAGCGCCGCAGCCCACCACACUAUGUCGAACCAUGUGUGGCCCAGGGCAAGCGCGGCAAUUGGCGCAAUAGACGAAAGUCCGAACAGCACCGCAUACGGCAACGGGAGGACCUUUGCCGAGUUCGAGGCAAAAGCAAUGCGGACGCGGUGCCCCGCGGGGAGGAGCCGCAAACUGAGGUUGAGGUGUACGAAG
This is a messenger RNA of Phanerochaete carnosa HHB-10118-sp, 1698 nucleotides long. RefSeq lists its product as uncharacterized. The transcript is spliced from 11 exons. Bases 25 to 1167 code for a protein of 380 amino acids. Lineage: Eukaryota; Fungi; Basidiomycota; Agaricomycetes; Polyporales; Phanerochaetaceae. The record is from RefSeq and is a predicted model, not a curated record.